GGGAUCCGAUACAAAAACCCUCGUCAAAUUUGUGUGUUUUUUCCUUCUACCUCCCCGCUAUCUUUCCCGUCGGCGCUUCCACUUCCGAGCAGCAGGGAAGAAGAGGAAAGCUUGCUCUGAGCUGAAAUCUUAGCUCUCUCACAUCUCUCUCUACAAUGAACUGCUCAAUUUCUGGCGAGGUGCCGGAGGAGCCGGUUGUCUCCACGAAGUCCGGUUUGCUCUUCGAGAAGCGUUUAAUUGAACGACACAUCUCGGAUUAUGGUAAAUGUCCAGUUACUGGAGAGCCUCUGACAAUGGAUGAUAUUGUCCCAAUCAAAACAGGAAAGAUCGUGAAACCCCGACCUGUACAGGCUGCAAGUAUUCCUGGGAUGUUGGGAAUGUUUCAGAUUGAAUGGGAUAGUUUGAUGCUAUCAAAUUUUGCACUGGAGCAACAAUUACAUACUGCAAGACAAGAGUUAAGCCAUGCACUCUACCAGCAUGAUGCUGCUUGCCGUGUGAUUGCAAGGUUGAAGAAGGAAAGGGAUGAGGCAAGGGAAUUGCUUGCCCAGGCUGACAGACAACUACCCAGUGCAGCAGCCAUGGAAAGUGCCGAUAAUGCUACUACCUUAAGCAAUGGGAAAAGAGCUGCUGAAGAUGUGGAGAUGGAUCCCGGAGGCAAGAGAAUUCGUCCUGGGAUUUCAUCAGCUAUUAUUACAGAGCUUACAGAUUGUAAUACCACCCUUUCACAGCAAAGGAAAAAGCGACAGGUUCCCCCGACAUUGGCUCCUUUGGAUACUCUGGAGAGAUACACCCAGCUGAAUAGUUACCCUCUUCACAAAACCAACAAACCAGGGAUACUCUCUUUGGACAUCUAUUACCCUAAGGACAUCAUUGCAACUGGUGGAGUUGACACUAAUGCUGUUGUCUUUGACCAACCUUCAGGACAGAUUAUAUCUACACUAAGUGGUCACUCGAAGAGGGUUACCAGUGUCAAAUUUGCUGGUGAAAGUGAAGUGGUGGUUACUGGUUCUGCUGAUAAGACUGUUCGUGUAUGGCAAGGAUCAGAAGAUGGAAGCUAUGCUUGUAGACAUGUUUUGAAAGAUCACACUGCAGAGGUGCAAGCUGUCACUGUCCAUGCAACCAAUAACUAUUUUGUGACUGCUUCUCUUGAUAAUACUUGGUGCUUUUAUGAACUUGCUUCAGGUUUAUGCCUUACUCAGAUUGGAGAUUCUUCAGAAUCUGAUGGCUAUACAUCUGCAGCCUUUCAUCCUGAUGGUCUGAUUCUUGGAACUGGAACAACUGGGGCUAUUGUGAAGAUUUGGGAUGUUAAGAGUCAGGCAAAUGUUGCACGAUUUGAUGGCCAUGUUGGAGCUGUUACUGCCAUCUCCUUUUCUGAAAAUGGUUAUUUCUUGGCAACUGCAGCUCAAGAUGGUGUCAAGCUCUGGGAUUUACGGAAGUUGAGGAAUUUCAGAAACUUCUCUCCUUAUGAUGAAAAUACACCAACCCAAACAGUUGAAUUUGACCACAGCGGAAGUUACCUUGCAUUGGGAGGCUCAGAUAUAAGGGUCCAUCAAGUUGCUAGUGUAAAGUCAGACUGGAACAGCAUCAAAACAUUCCCCGACUUGUCAGGAACAGGUAAAGCCACGUGUCUAAAAUUCGGUCCAGACGCCAAAUACAUAGCUGUUGGAUCGAUGGAUCGAAACCUCAGAAUAUUCGGCUUGCCCGGGGAUGAUGCUCAGCCAGAAGAUUAAUUUCACUCUCACAAAUCACAAUGCAUGCUGUAGAGCCAUAGAGUCUCAUGAAUCUGAAGAGUAAUAUAGUUUCCAUUUUGGUGUCACGUAGUGCAAUAGAAUCUGACGGUUCUUAACCUGCCCUGUGAUCAUAUGGUUGCCGUUCAGACUUGAUUAACUUUCAAUGAGAACAGUUUUGUUGUACCAUUCCUGUAUCCGUUGCUGCUUGAAAAGAAGAUUUGUACUCUUCUAGUUAUUCAAUCACAAUGCAUCGUGUUAGGCAAA
This is a messenger RNA of Ipomoea nil (Japanese morning glory), 1994 nucleotides long. Its product is annotated as pre-mRNA-processing factor 19. The coding region runs from base 156 to 1730 and encodes 524 amino acids. NCBI's taxonomy places the organism in Eukaryota, Viridiplantae, Streptophyta, Magnoliopsida, Solanales, Convolvulaceae. The transcript is spliced from 18 exons. Gene Ontology annotation, cellular component: U2-type catalytic step 1 spliceosome; Prp19 complex; cytoplasm. The record is from RefSeq and is a predicted model, not a curated record. Gene Ontology annotation, biological process: DNA repair; protein ubiquitination; mRNA splicing, via spliceosome. Gene Ontology annotation, molecular function: protein binding; ubiquitin protein ligase activity.